Messenger RNA from Blastomyces gilchristii SLH14081, 3567 nucleotides. RefSeq names its product neutral trehalase. Gene Ontology annotation, biological process: trehalose catabolic process. The transcript has 5 exons. Gene Ontology annotation, cellular component: cytoplasm. Gene Ontology annotation, molecular function: calcium ion binding; alpha,alpha-trehalase activity. The record is from RefSeq and is a predicted model, not a curated record. The coding region runs from base 293 to 2506 and encodes 737 amino acids. Lineage: Eukaryota; Fungi; Ascomycota; Eurotiomycetes; Onygenales; Ajellomycetaceae.
CAUCACCAGACUUCUGCUCAAACUUUGCAAACGCAAAAUAGGGUUUUUGGCCACAAAACACUGCGAACUCCUCUCGAGCAAGCACUGAGAUACUAUUGAUUUGGAAUAUUUUCAAGUGUCAUAUCUCAUUGUUUUUCGCGGCGCCCAUUACAAUAUCAUCUCCAAAUUCCAAAGUUUCCGCUCCGCCAUCUGGCUCAGUUGAAGCUAUCUCUGAAAAAAAGUUCCGUUGCUCCGACGGAGUCAAUUGUGCUCGACGUCCUCCGGAUGCGUUUUCUAUGACUAGCAUUGUAUAAUGAGCGUACCUGUAGAGGAGCAUUCUUUGAGUGCGCGGAGGCGUCCCUCGCGAGCAUCUAAUGCGGACCCCUUUUCCGAGCCCGAUAUAUAUUACGGUCACGAGGAGCAUCUAAAACGACAAGCGCAGGCUCAUCGAAGGACUUUGUCAUCUAAUUUGAAACGAUUCGACUUUACUGAUCUCCGUGACUUUAUCGGCAUUGUUCCAUCUAGGCGCACAAGUCAUGAUGAACGAGUGCACAGCCGUAAAUUCCUCAUCGAUGUCGAUGCAACGCUGGAGACAUUGUUGGAGCGCGAAGAUACAGAUAACAACGUACAAAUAACCAUAGAUGACCAGGGGCCAAAGGUCUUUGCUGUAGGCACCGCGGCAUCGUCUGGCUACAAUCGAUUCGAUUUACGAGGCACGUAUAUGCUUUCGAAUCUCCUUCAGGAACUCACCCUCGCAAAGGAUUAUGGGCGUAAACAUAUUAUACUUGAUGAGCAACGCCUGAAUGAGAAUCCUGUUGCAAGACUCUCACGUCUUGUGAAAAAGUCCUACUGGAACGCACUUACGCGACGAAUCGAUGGCUCCAAUAUUGCGGUUGUUGCAAGGGAUCCUAAAGAUUGGACUGCGGGCCCAGUUCCCCGUAUAUAUGUCCCUCCGGGAGCGCCCGAACAGUAUGCAUAUUAUAAGCAAAUUGCUGACUCCGAACCGGAAUUACGCCUCGAUGUUCAGUAUCUCCCGGAAGGAGAGCCUACUGCUGAGUACGUUAAGGAACUGAAUGAUAAACCUGGACUGCUCGCUUUGGCUAUGGAGGAAUAUACCAACACAGAUACCGGGAUGGAGGACCUGAGAGGUGUUCCUUUCGUCGUGCCUGGUGGCCGUUUUAAUGAGUUCUAUGGCUGGGAUAGCUAUAUGGAAUCCUUGGGGCUGUUAGUGAGUGAUCGAGUGGACCUUGCGAAGAGCAUGGUCGUGAAUUUCUGUUUCUGCAUUAAACAUUAUGGGAAGAUCCUCAACGCCAACCGAUCAUAUUAUCUCUGUCGCUCCCAACCGCCAUUCCUGACUGAUAUGGCUCUUCGAGUUUAUGACCGCAUCAAAGCGGAGCCGGAUGCCAAGGAUUUCCUUCGCACGGCAAUUUUGUCUGCCAUUAAAGAGUACUAUUCAGUAUGGAUGGCUGAACCAAGAUAUGAUCCGGCUACAGGGCUGUCCAGGUACCGGCCAAAUGGGCUUGGAGUCCCUCCUGAAACGGAAUCGUCUCAUUUCUAUCAUCUAUUGAUGCCGCGUGCAGAGAAGCUGGGAAUAACUUUCGAGAAAUUUGUCGAGGGCUACAACAAUGGAGAGAUCAUAGAUCCCGAAUUAGACGAAUAUUUUCUCCACGACCGCGCUGUAAGAGAAUCCGGGCACGACACCAGCUACCGCCUUGAGAAGGUCUGCGCAAAUCUCGCUACCGUCGAUCUGAACUCCCUCCUUUAUAAAUAUGAAGUCGACAUCGCCAUAACGAUCCGGGAUCACUUCCAAGACAAACUGCCUAUUCCAGCUGAGUUCAGGACGUCACAGAACGCCGACCAGGGAUUCGAGUCAUCGGCUGUGUGGGAUCGUCGAGCCAGACGCAGGAAAGCGGCGAUAGAUAAGUAUUUAUGGGAUGAAGCGAAGGGGAUGUAUUUUGACUACAACACAGUGGAGCAGGAGAUAACGGACUAUGAGAGUGCCACCACGUUUUGGACCAUGUGGGCCGGGGUUGCAAAUCCUCGCCAAGCCUCAAGGCUAGUCACUGAAGCACUCCCGAAAUUCGAGGUAUAUGGGGGCCUAGUGUCGGGAACUGAGAAGUCCAGGGGCCCAAUUGGCCUCGACAGGCCCAACCGACAGUGGGACUAUCCGUACGGGUGGGCGCCACAGCAGAUGCUGGCGUGGUCAGGGUUGAUUCGUUAUGGAUACCAGGAAGACGCGGAGAGGCUAGCAUACAAAUGGCUCUACAUGAUCAUAAAGGCGUUUGUGGAUUUCAACGGCGCUGUUGUGGAAAAGUAUGAUGUCACGCGGCCCAUUGAUCCCCAUAAGGUUGAAGCUGAGUAUGGGAAUCAAGGCAGAGAUUUUAAGGGAGUGUCGCGAGAAGGAUUUGGUUGGGUUAAUGCAAGUUUCGUGUAUGGUCUUGAAUUCCUCAAUGCUCAUAUGAGACGUGCGCUGGGCGCAUGCACUCCUUACGAGACCUUCAGCAAAGCCACAGCAGUACGAUAUUAGCUGCAUUGUCCAACCUUACUUCCAAUUCGAUUUUCUGUCUAAAUAUGUAUUGUUGGAAGAAUCUUGCCCCUUCGGAUGGCCACCCCCAAACGUUCCAUACCCGCAUUUAGGGGGUUAGAUAUACUGUAAAAUUGGCAUGAUUCAGCUACACACGAACUCAUGAUUCUUCUACAAGUGACUAUUAUCCUAUUUCAUAAAUAAAAUAAAAUAAAAUAAAAUUUGGUAAAAUAUGUUUUUGACUUCCUGUAAUUAAUUAGCUGUCGUACAAUCGAGCCUGAGAUUCAUGUGCCUUUCCAGAAUGACCCACCUCAAGUUUACACCCUGGUCAUAAAAGUGAACUAUUAGAGUGACUUGAGCAUGAUGAUUCAAUUCAAGACGUAUUUCAUGCAGCGUCAGAGCGAAUACCAUGAAAACGAAAGUGAGCAAGACUGAUGCUUGUUAUUACGCAACUGGGCCAAGACGGUCAAAAGCCAGUAUAGUAUGCCCGAACCAAUCCUCUGUGCACACGACAUUCUUCCGGAGCCGAUAGACGUACAACUUGAAGUAGAGUGGUAGCGGCGGAGAGACAGACGGGGAAGAUUCAACAUCGAAUCUCCGGCCAUUUCACUUUUUGUUAGAGCCAGCAGCAAGGGAGCUAAGGGUUAGGGUCCAGCCAAAUCUCCGCCCUCCCUCAGCCUUCAUUCAGUCUUCAGGGUAGCUCGGGACAAGACAGCACACAAGGGUAGAAAUAUUGGGAACUCCUGUGUGUUGGUAAUUGAUGAGUUCCAGAAAUCGCAGUUGAUGUCUAUCAUGAGGGUUGUUAUUUUGCACUCCUCUUGGUCAACUCAGCAUAGAGUCCUGCCCGCGUGCUCCUGGCAGGUGAUGCAAAGUGACCACAAUUGUUAGUGGUCUAUGAUGAUGAUGAUGAUGAUGAUGAUCGUGCCAGGACAGUCAACCACGAAUGUAAAACGCCGGUUGGGGAUUUUCCACUUCUCAAGAAACCGGGCCGGGGUAGCAACAGCUUACUGAGUGAGUAUGCGCCCUGAGAUGAACUGAUAUAAUAAUCCCGGCUCCGUUUCUUU